Trifolium pratense (red clover) is the source of this 1405-nucleotide messenger RNA. Its product is annotated as RING-H2 finger protein ATL2-like. The record is from RefSeq and is a predicted model, not a curated record. NCBI's taxonomy places the organism in Eukaryota, Viridiplantae, Streptophyta, Magnoliopsida, Fabales, Fabaceae. The coding region runs from base 159 to 1013 and encodes 284 amino acids. The transcript has a single exon. Gene Ontology annotation, biological process: protein ubiquitination.
AGAAACCGAUGAAAGGACAAUAAACAGCAUCAACACAACUAAAUAAAUAAACUGAAAACUACUUAUCACUCACCUCAACUAACAAUCGAAAAAACCUUCUCAUUCUCAAUUCCAACAACAUUUCAUUAUUUACUAGUAAAAUACCCGUGCAAUUCGCAAUGGAUUCGGGUCUGAAGAGCGAUACCGAAUCCGAAUACAACUAUGCCAUUAGCGGCAAAAUAAUGCUAACAGCCACUAUCAUUCUCUUCAUCAUUAUCAUCAUAAUACUCUCUUUUCAUCUCUUAAUUCGAUGGUACCUUCUACGUUCCAGCAACCGUCAACAACACCGCCGUAACGGUAACCGUCACGUUCAACGUCAACCGUUCGUUUUCUACGUUGAUCCUUCCGCUCCUGCUUCACUGAUCCAAGCCGUCUCUCGAGGUUUAGAUGCCUCUGUUAUUUCCUCACUCCCAGUCUUCAAAUUUUGUCCUAAGACUCACCCGAAGGGAGUGGAAUGUGCGGUUUGUUUAUCGGAGUUUGAAGAAGGGGAAACGGGUCGGGUUUUACCCAAAUGUAAUCAUAGUUUUCAUAUUGAUUGUAUUGAUAUGUGGUUUCACUCUCAUUCUACUUGUCCGCUUUGUAGAGCUCCCGUGGAGCCGGCUCCUCCGGUUCAAUUGACCCGAUCCGAAGUAGUUAUUGAUGUGUGUGACUGUGAACCGGAAUUGGUUUUGGAUUCAAGUUCCGAGGAAGAAAUGAACCGGUCUGAACCGGAGUUUUCUUCUUCUUCUUCUUCUUCAAGUUCGAAGCAAUCUUCGUUUGUUGGCGUUACAGUUGAGAUUCCAGAAAGAAGUGAAUGCGAUUGCGAGAGGUUCGUAGCUGGUGAGUCGAGUUGUGAUUCAUCGUCGUCGUCGUCGUUUCGAUCCCCGAUGAGUCGUGUGUUGUCGUUUACCAGAAUUCUUAGUAGAGAGAGGAAACCGAGUGUUUCUGUGAUCGAGUUAGAUGAAGAACGAGGUGGAAGGGAGGUGACUCAGUGAGUUGAUUGAUCACUUAAAUCGGAGUGUGAUGAUGUGGCGCUUUAUAAGCUGGCGGCGUGUAGCGGUGUUUGAAUGGCAUGUGGCAUAGUAAUGACGAUGGUGAUUUCUCACUGGCCUUACACGUGACAUAUUAUAAACUUUUCAUUUUUUAAUUCUUCAUUUUAUUUACUGUAGUUGUAUAGUACGGAGUAUCUUGUUUUUGUAACAGUAGAUAAGGUUGUCUUUAGAGAAUUAUUAAAAGUAGAUUUAUAACUUAUAGAAAUUUUUUUAUUUUUUGACUAAAGUAAAUAAAAAAUCUUAAACAAAAGAAGUAAUUAUUAAUUUGGUCAAACAUCAAAUUGGACCGUCUUUGAUUUUUUAACUUUCAGACAUUAUUAAUUAUUGCCAUUAAA